AUGUCGCUCCAGCAGACGGCGUACAGCGCAUGCUCACGCAAGGUGCACUGCGUGAGUAAACGUUACCUAGAAGAUCCAUUUGUCCACUUCUUUGCCAAGGACGCGACGAUGAUCAAUAGUCCUUUGAUGAACCGUGGAACGUGGCUCCGAACCGUUGCAAUAGAACAUGCAGUGCUGUCAUUUGCCGAGAAUCGGUCGGUGGAUGGUCCGCUGCAGGUGAUCAGCUUUGGCGCAGGCGUUGACACGUUGUACUUUCGUUUGAAGAAAGAUCACACGGAAGUUGAUAUCGGGCGGUACAUUGAACUUGACCUUCCGGACUUGGUGGCAGAAAAACGGGGCAUCAUAGAGCGAGUCGGAGAAAUGAAACAACUGGUUGGUCCUGAGUAUGAGUUAGUGUCAUGCGACCUCCGGAAAAUUGAUGAGUUGCGUGAAAUACUGAAAAAGUAUGCACGUAACGAUAUACCUACGAUAUUGUUGGCAGAAAUGGUGUUUGUCUACCUGGAAGAACGUACUACCACAGCUAUUCUUGAGCUGACGCUUAGUAAGCUACUCAAUAAAGAUGUAUGUGUGCUAUUUAUAUCAUAUGAUGCUAUUUGUCCCAAUGACCGUUUUGGGGAAGUGAUGGUGAGUUCCCUCGCUUCGAUGGGAGUUCCGCUUCUUGGCAUCAAGGCAUUACCCACGCCUGAGGCACACGCCGAGCGAUGCAAAAAAGUGGGACUAACGAACGUCAUGGCAAAAUCCAUGAAGCAACUGUAUCUUUCUGUCCCACAGGAAAAACAGCAGUGGCUGAAAAAACUUGAAAUGGUGGAUGAUUGGGAUGAGUGGUGUAUUAUGCAUGAUCACUACAGCUUUGUCCUCGCAACAAACAAGGCGGAGGCUUUGCCUACAAUUUUCUAA
Trypanosoma rangeli is the source of this 897-nucleotide messenger RNA. Its product is annotated as leucine carboxyl methyltransferase. The transcript has a single exon. Lineage: Eukaryota; Euglenozoa; Kinetoplastea; Trypanosomatida; Trypanosomatidae. Gene Ontology annotation, biological process: methylation. Gene Ontology annotation, molecular function: methyltransferase activity. Bases 1 to 897 code for a protein of 298 amino acids. The record is from RefSeq and is a predicted model, not a curated record.